CUUCUCUGCGCCCCCGGAAGUGGGAGAGUGCUCUGUGCAGCCGGGGGAAAAAAAAACGGCUGCUACCGUUGACAGCUCGGCACACGACGUCAGGGAGCACGGUGGUCAUCUUUAGCGACGUCCUACGUGUCAUCGACAGCAGUAGCUCUCUAGCUUAGAUAGCAGGUGAACCCGGAAAAUUUACAUGUGUGCGUCGCUCCAGACUACCUGCAUUUUUCUGACUAUGCUAAAUUAGCUAGGUAUGCUAACUCGCCGUGCUAAUAAGCUUAUGGCGAGCUAGUAACUUGGUGUUAGCUGGCUAGCUGGCUGGGAUCCUCCCUGCUCUGUUGGUUAGCCAGCGGUAGCGACAGAGCAAACUUCCUUCACUGUCAGCUGUUGAUAAAAGCCAAAAAAAAAUCCUCUUCAUUCGUAUUAUGGCUUUACCAGACAACGAAAAAUGUGCUGUUAUGUCUGUUUAACAUUUGUUUACUGAACAGACCUCACUUUUCUUGGCCAACUGACAUUUUGGUGCUGUUACCAGGGAGGCUCAGCUGUAGCUCGCUGCAUCUUUUGUUUACAAGGAUAGCGGGUCACCUGAUGUGGUGCUCGUAGCAAGGCAGCGGCGCAGAGAUGGACAUGUUGCUGGGAGGCAGCUAACAGAAGCAGCCUUUAGCUAGAGCUUAACAAUAGCUAACUAUUUUGGUGAAGAGCCAAAAUGAGGAUCAGGGUUCUGAAGGAGGAGAGCUGUUCCUGCUGGACUGUCUGAUUUUGUGUGGACGCCGGGCCAAAGACAGACAGGGUUUUGCUUAUCCGUGCAAAAGCCAAACCAAGGGUGAGGUUACAUGGGAAGAAGAGACAAAAAGCUUUACUGGGAACUGGGCAACCCUCCUGGCACUGGAAUGAUGUUGAAGACUAUACUCAUCACCAGUCUUCUGGGCUGGGCGAGGUGUCAGGAGAGCCAGAACAUGACACCAGAGGAAAAGACUGUUAUCAGGGACCAGAUUGUAGAGAUGUUUGAUCAUGCUUACGGCAGUUACAUGAAAUAUGCCUACCCAGCAGAUGAGCUGAUGCCUCUAAGCUGCAGGGGGAGAGUCCGGGGCCUGGAGCCCAACAGAGGCGACAUAGAUGACUCCUUGGGCAAGUUUUCACUCACACUGAUUGACACUCUUGAUACCCUGGUGGUUUUGAACAAGCUUGAUGACUUUGAAGAUGCAGUGAGGAAGACUGUGAGGGAGGUGCGCCUGGACAAUGAUGUGGUUGUAUCUGUGUUUGAAACCAACAUCAGAGUCUUGGGAGGCCUUUUGGGUGCCCAUGUGAUGGCUGACCACCUCCGUCAGCGUGGAGAGAGGAUGCAGUGGUAUGAAGAUGAGCUCCUACACAUGGCCAAGGAGCUGGGCCAUCGAUUACUGCCUGCCUUUAACACCACAAGUGGCCUUCCUUACCCCAGGGUGAACUUGCGGUAUGGAGUCCUGAAUCCCCUCUCACGCACAGGCACUGAAUCGGACACCUGUACAGCCUGUGCAGGGACCAUGAUCCUGGAGUUUGCUGCCCUCAGCAGACUAUCUGGAGAAGCUGUGUUUGAGGAACAUGCAAGGAAGGCCCUGGAUGUCCUGUGGGAGAAAAGACAGAGAGGAAGCGACUUGGUGGGGACAGUCAUCAAUAUCCACAAUGGAGAUUGGGUCCGGAGGGACAGUGGAGUUGGUGCUGGUAUCGACUCAUACUACGAGUAUCUGAUGAAGGCUUACAUUCUGCUCGGAGACAAUGUUUAUUUGGAGAGGUUCAACAUUCACUACAGUGCCAUUAUGAAGUACAUCAGUCAGCCUCCCCUGCUGCUCAACGUGCACAUGCACAACCCCACUGUGAGCGUGCGCAGCUGGAUGGACUCUCUCCUUGCCUUCUUUCCUGGCCUGCAGGUUUUGAGAGGAGAUCUGAAACCAGCCAUUGAGACCCAUGAGAUGCUCUACCAAGUCACUAAACAGCACAAGUUUCUGCCAGAGGCUUUCACUACAGAGUUUCGAGUACAUUGGGGCCAACACCCACUGAGGCCAGAGUUUGCAGAAAGCACCUACUACCUCUAUAAGGCCACAGGCGACCCCUACUACCUCAGGGUGGGACAGUCCAUCGUGGAGAAGCUCAAUGCCUAUGCCAGGGUGCCUUGUGGCUUUGCUGCAGUACAAGAUGUACGCACUGGGACACAUGAAGACAGGAUGGAUUCAUUCUUCCUGGCAGAGAUGUUUAAAUACCUAUACCUGCUGUUCUCUGAGAAGAGCCAACUGCCCUUUGAUAUCGAUGACUACAUCUUCACCACAGAGGCACACCUGCUCCCUGUCUCCCUGUCCACCACCCAGCCCCCCUGUCAGGGCAACAACACUGAGGCAGCUCCCAUCUCUCUAGAAGAGGACCUGUUCACGUACUCCUGCCCCAGCACCCAGACUUUGUUCCCCAACAACCCUUCCUUUGCCAAAACCAUCCGGGACAGCUACAAGUACCUCACUGGGGUUGGACGAGCCUUUCACCCAUUGCCUGUCAGGGAAAUUGAACUGCCACUCCAUGACAGUGGCAUGGAGCCAGUGGAGUUCUUGAAAAGCAUGGGCAUUUCUCUCACCCCACUAAAUGAGGCCAUGGCUGGAGAAACAGGAAGUCAGAAGGAACAUAAAGGAGUGUACCGGGUAAAACUUGUGGCAGAGGUAAGCCAAACGCCAGAGGAGGAAGAGGUGGUGCCACACAUUGUUCAGCUCAUAUCUCCCCCAUUUCUGGGUAGGACAGUCCUCACUGCUGGACCUGCCAAGUUUGGAAUGGACCUUACCAAGCAGGAGCAUGGGGUGAAGGGCAGCAUAGUGAAGGCAUCUCCCUACACAGCAUGUGGGCCCAUAGAUAAUGCAGCUGAGGUUAAAGGCCAUAUCGCCCUGGCACUGCGUGGUGACUGUAUGUUCGCUGGCAAGGCUCGUAGGCUACAGGAAGCUGGAGCCAUUGGAGUCAUCUUCAUAGACCACCGCGAGGGGAGCAACAGUGAAGAGACGCCGCUGUUUCAGAUGGUUGGAGACGGCGACUCCACCACAGACAUCAGCCUGCCUUUGGUUUUCCUUUUCAGCCGUGAGGGUGCUGUGCUCACAGCUGCUCUGGAGGAACAUCACAAUGUAGAUGUGCUGCUGCUGCCCAAGGAGAGGCAGCUGGGACAUGAUAAGCCAGAGAAACCUCUUGCGAUGAAUAUCAAGUUCCGUUUAGCAGAGGACGGGGAGCUGGAGGAAGGGGCAGCUCGAGGGCCCACGCUGGAGUUUGUCCUGGAGAAAGGAGAGGUGCUCGUUGAGGAAGAGGAAGAGGAAGAAGAGCUCAGAGGAGAGCAGCAGUCACAGCAGCAGUACUGCACGAAGGCAUCAGAGAAUGAGAGCACUGAGCCAUGCUCAGCAGCUGUGCUUUCUCCCCUAGAUUCAUCUCAGAGCCCCAACUCUAACAGUGGACCAGACACAAAUCCUUGACCUUUGCUGAUCCCAAAGCAGCCAGGUUCCUGUGAUCCGCUCACACUGACAAUAAGGCAGCAGCCUCCUAAUACUGGCCCUGUGUCAGUGUCUCAAUGGCAUGUGCCUCAGAGCCCCCACUGCCCCAGAUGGAGCCAUAAUGGACCCUGCCUGCAUGUUAACAACAGAUGAAGGCGAGUCCAGCAGUGUGGAAGAUCCAUGCAGUCUCAAACCUCAAGAUGGCUCUGUAGCUAGAAGGCUGAAGCUUGUAUUGGAACUCUUUUUCCUGCAUGGUGCAGGUCUCUCUUGAAAUGAGGGUUUUUAUCUCAUGUUUGAACAGGUUAAUUAAAGGCUAAAAAACACAAAAGGAUGGAGUGUAGGUUAAGCUGCAUGGGCUAGUGCUGCCUAAACCUAGCUUAAUGUUGCUACUGUAGGCACAUACAGUUUUUGGUGGUGAUAUUGAAAUAGAUUAAUAAAUAGAACUUUAACGUUGCCUCACCUUAGGGGAGAGCAGUUGAAAAAGCAACAGAAACACACUCAGUUACUUUUUUAUGCAAUGCAGUUUUGUUUAUAGUCUAGAUUGCACCUUUCAACUGUUGGAGGCAUAGAAAUAAAAUAAUAGAAGAUUGGUAGGUGCCUAGUAUGGUGUUCCCUCAACUGUGUAAUGUGGAUGUAAUUUGCUCCAUUUCAGAAAGAAAUGUUAAUAUCUAGUGAUGGUGAAUGGGAUCUUACCUGGCCUGUUUGUUUGCAUUGGUUACCAUAACUUCUCAGUAAUAUAAUGCCAAUAGAUGAAGGGUAUAUUGGGGCCAAUUUGGAAACCAGUUUUGUUUAUCUUGUACUGGUAGGCUACUUCAGGGAAUUUCAACAGUGAACGCAGUUUGGCGCAGGUUAAACUUUGUGUUGCUGUGUGUGUGUAUGGUUGUGUGUGCGCCUUUAUACUAAUUUGUGUUUUGGGUUGCGUGCUGUGUAUGCAUGUGAUUACUACAACACACAAGACCAUGCCUGACCUAAUACAUCACUGCUGCCAGAUGAAAACCAUCUGUGCUCACAAAAUCACCUUUCUAGGAAUUAGGUUUUUGAAAAUCAAUUAUGGCUUUUAAAUGAGUUCCAUUGUCCAGAAGGUGUCAAUGCUUGAUCAGCCUAUAAACAACCAUGUAGUCUCAGUCCUCUUAAAACAUUUCAUGAAUUACCAAAGCAGGUUGUCUUGCAACUCCAGUUACAUGUACGGCUACAUGUGGUAUUUGCACCAGUUGGCUGUGGAAGCAGCGUCACAGGUCCAAGUGUUGGUUUCCAGUCCCAGAAUGCUAUGCACUUUGGAACACACAUACUGUAUGUUCCUCUGUGGCCAAUCCUGACAGGGAUGACCACAGUCUGCUUGAGUGUGUGUGUGUGUGUGUGUGCUUGAGAGAGAGACAGAGAGAGAGAGUGAGAGAGAUGUCAUCAGUAAUUGUAAAGUGUCACAAAUAUCCUAUUUACAUAACACGAUAUUGAGACAUUUAUUUAAGUUAAAAUGUACUAUAAGAAAAAAACCCUGUUGGAUCAAAUCAUGAAAAAGUCCAAUUUGAAUCAAAUUUUUAACAUGAUUUGAAAGGAAAAUCGAGUAGGGUUGUUACAGUACAGCUUAAGAUUUUUAAACCAAUCAAAAGGAAUGUUAACUGUUAAAGUGGAUCCUGUAAGAUUGGCUCUAAAAUGUGAUUGAUAUCAAUUCUACUAUGAAAUCUUGGAGCCAGUGUUGGUGGAUCUCUUGUCAAGGCUCUGUCAUUAACUUCCGUCUCUUUCUCAUGCACACACACACACACACACACACACACACACACACACUCGCUCUUCACAAACUAAGACUCAUUUCAUGGGCAUUAUUAUGUGUAACAACAAUAUGCAACAAUUCAGAAAGACGUACAGCUUCUUUACAUGCAGUCAGUUUGGUAUUUUUUUUUAUGUUAUUUUGUCAUUUUCCUUUAAUCUCACUAAUAUGAAAUUUUGUUGCAUUUUUUUCUACAUGGGAAUGUGAGUUGAUGUUUGUAUAGGAAAAAAUUGGGUUAUGGUGCCAGAGUAUAUUUUAUUUUCUUUCAUGUUUGUGCAGUCAACCUCUUUUUUUUAUGCUGCUGAGAUCAUUUCAAGUCUUAAUCCAACAUGACAUGUCUGUUUUAUUUUUGUGCGUGUAUAAGGCAUUGCCAACCUGUAUACCUCAAGACUGUGUGCAUGGUCAUAAGACCAUUAUUAUGAACACAGUAGAAAGGACCAUGGACAAGAAGAAAAUGUUUUUUUUUUUUUGUUUUUUUUUUUAUUUAUUUCUGUUUUGUUGUAUUUAUUAUGGUCAGUUAUAAUAGAAGGUUUCUGUUGAUGAGUAGUUGAAGCUCAAAAAGUGCCAAAGGGAUGCAUGACAUGGUCCUGUUUUUCUUUCACAUUUUCCUGUACUGUGUGAGAAGUGUUUAUUUGCUGACUGUGAGCUGAGGCAAACUCAUCAAUAAAUCUAAAGUCAUAACUUCA
Molecule: messenger RNA, 5924 nt
Organism: Myripristis murdjan (pinecone soldierfish)
Lineage: Eukaryota; Metazoa; Chordata; Actinopteri; Holocentriformes; Holocentridae
Product: ER degradation-enhancing alpha-mannosidase-like protein 3
Exons: 20
Coding region: 822-3455 (877 amino acids)
Biological process (GO): endoplasmic reticulum mannose trimming; carbohydrate metabolic process; mannose trimming involved in glycoprotein ERAD pathway
Cellular component (GO): endoplasmic reticulum; membrane
Molecular function (GO): mannosyl-oligosaccharide 1,2-alpha-mannosidase activity; calcium ion binding
Source: RefSeq, a predicted model, not a curated record